This is a messenger RNA of Lactuca saligna, 562 nucleotides long. The record is from the annotation of a GenBank genome assembly. Lineage: Eukaryota; Viridiplantae; Streptophyta; Magnoliopsida; Asterales; Asteraceae.
AGGAUCCGUCCUUUUAAUUUUGUGAUUUUGUCAUGAUAUGACAACCAUAAAUUUUGACACUCAUGUUGCAUUUGAUUUUAUUGGUCAAGUUGUAUCUACUGAACCCAAGAUAGUGAUUAAGGAGAAUGCAAGGGAAACAAGGCUAAUGAGUAUUGUUCCACAAGAUCUGAGUGGUAGGAAAAUGCAAGUUGUUUUGUGGGAUAGUUUUGCAUUGACGUUGAACAGCUACAUAUCUGAACAUCAAAAUGAAAAUGCUCUUAUGAUCAUCCUCCUAUGUAUGGUAAAGUUCAAGACUUUGGGUGGCCAGCCACAAGUCGCCCGGAUUUCCAGGAAGGGGGAAAGUCAAGUUGGAAGAGUUGGGAGCUUGGAUCUACUUCCAUUUUGGCAAGGGAAGCUUCUUGAGGAGGAUUAUAGCUUGGGGGUUCCAGCACGAGUGAUUUCCAGGGUUUGCGAGUUAUCGAGAUAUACGAGGAACGGAAGGUUUACCCAGUCGGGACGGAAGUUCCCUGAGACACAUGGACCGGAAGGUAUUAGCGAGGACCGUGGGAAGGCGCCAGCGUGA